AUGGGGCCUGACGACGGAUGGACGGGCCGGGGACUGCCCAUCACCGAAGAGACAGGAUGCGUUUAUCUUGACUACAAUGCCACCACACCGAUAUACCCCGAGGUUGCAGAGGCCAUGUCUCCAUACCUGCAUCGCUACUUUGGGUGA
This is a messenger RNA of Ostreobium quekettii, 147 nucleotides long. NCBI's taxonomy places the organism in Eukaryota, Viridiplantae, Chlorophyta, Ulvophyceae, Bryopsidales, Ostreobiaceae. The record is from the annotation of a GenBank genome assembly.